Messenger RNA from Penicillium cataractarum, 327 nucleotides. RefSeq lists its product as uncharacterized. The transcript has 2 exons. Lineage: Eukaryota; Fungi; Ascomycota; Eurotiomycetes; Eurotiales; Aspergillaceae. Bases 1 to 327 code for a protein of 108 amino acids. The record is from RefSeq and is a predicted model, not a curated record.
AUGUGCUUCCCAGAGUCAUACCAGAGUCGCAAGACUCAAGCUCUCUGGGAGCUCAUGGAACGUUGGCAAACCAUCCAUCCUGGGAUCCAGGAACAUACACCACCAGACCCGGCAGCAACGGUGUCCGGUCCUGGUGCCUCGUUCUCUAAUCUGAGAAAUGAUGCUAUCCCACCUUCAGAGAUUGGAGUGUUCUUGCUGGAAACUUACUUUGGUCGCAUUUUCAAUGCGAGCUUCUUAUUCCACCAACCAUCUUUCACUAACGACUACAGACGAGGUAACGUUAAGGAGCACGUUUAUCUCAGCAUCUUUGCAGUCGCUUCUCUGUGA